UCUCCAUCUUCUCUAUGCAUAUCUCAGCAUUAAUCUGCAACACGUUAUUUUGUUGAUGACAUGUUAUACGCAGUACUUCUAUAUUGCUGUGAAAAAAGUCGUUGGAUGUCAUUGCAGAGGCGAAGAGUUUUCUAUGGCGUUUCAGAAUCAAUUUUCAUCAGAAAUGGAGAGUUCGCAACAUUUCUCAGAGCAGCACCUAUACGACAGUCCGUCUCUCUUGCGGAGUAUACUUCCUGAACAGCUAUCAACGCAGUCGACGCGGACCGGAAUUCAGCCGGAAAACCACCAUCACCAGCAACAGGCGCCGCCACCGACGUGGCUCGACAGCGUAGUCUAUCGGCAACAGGACCAGUUCGUCGGCGUCGGCGAUGGAUCGGGAGCCAUAGCAGAAGCGAAUUUCCUCAAUAUGCAAAGCAACUCGGAGUCAUCUUCCGCUGCGGCGGAGGCGCGCCUCGAGCCAGUGGCUUUCGAGAGCAAUUGCACAUGGAAGCGUUAGGGACGACGAAGUCUCGGAGUCCAGAAAUUCAAUUACAGCCGCCGGGAUUAUGCACGGGCCGCCGAGUAAUUGCAACGCAGUCGGCGACGGCGAGGACUAUAGAAACACAGGUUGUCGCCGCGGAGGAGGAAGUGCUGAGGUGGCCGAGGGCGGAGUCGGCGGCGGCGGCGGCUCAGGAAAGGAGAAAUCGGAAAUUGAAAGGUACAAAGCCGAUAUAUCAGGACAUCCGUUAUACGAGCAACUGCUAGCAACCCAUGUGGCGUGCUUGCGAAUUGCGACGCCGGUGGAUCAACUCCCGAGGAUCGACUCUCAGCUUGCGCAAACUCAUGAAGUCAUCGUCCAGAAAUACUCUGCCCAGAUUGGAAAUGGAAAUCUCAAUGGCGACAGAGAGCUCGAUCAAUUCAUGGAGUGUCUCCCGGAGAAGGAACAGGGGCAACAAUGCCUGAUGGUGAUGAAGGCCAAGUGGAUGGCAAUCCCAACUUGUAUGAUGGUACGCACGGGAUUGGGUUUGGCCCUCUUGUCCCUACGGAGAAUGAAAGGUCUUUGAUGGAGUGUGUAAGGCAUGAACUGAAAUAUGAACUCAAAGAGGGUUAUAAGGAGAAGAUUGUAGACAUUCGGGAAGAAAUUCUUCGCAAGAGAAGGGCGGGAAAACUCCCUGGUGAUACCACGUCUGUUUUGAAAUCAUGGUGGCAAUCACACGCCAAGUGGCCAUAUCCAACAGAGGAGGACAAAGCUCAAUUAGUGGAGGAAACGGGGUUACACCUAAAGCAGAUAAAUAACUGGUUCAUCAACCAGCGAAAGAGGAAUUGGAACAACCACCCCUCCUCUUCCACAACUUUGAAGAGCAAACGCAAAAAGUAGAACAUAAAACACGAAUCAAGUUGGAGUCUUUGGCAAUUAUUUGAGUAAAUAUUAUACCACUUAUAGAGUAAACUAGCGUUUGCUCGCGCAAGGCGCGAGAAUGUUUGUCCAAUAUUAAUGCAAAAUUUGUAAAAUCCG
Messenger RNA from Cuscuta epithymum, 1495 nucleotides. Lineage: Eukaryota; Viridiplantae; Streptophyta; Magnoliopsida; Solanales; Convolvulaceae. The record is from the annotation of a GenBank genome assembly.